CAUAAAGACAAUUCCAACUUCAAUCCAACGCCAAAAUUUUCCAAAGCACUAAAUUACUACUACUGUACAAUGGAUCGUUUUGACCAAUAUCUACUGGGUUGGCACCUAUUCUGCUCUUGCCCUAACUGGGUAGGGGUAAAUCAUUUAUCUUCUUGCAUAAUCAACCUCGAACGAGAACCGGGUACAGUUGGAAUACUUUCUUUUUUGUGAUCGUUUCUGUUUCUCGAGUGAUGUUUGGUUUCUUUGUUGGGUUCCGAUCUCCUUUUGUUUGUGGUAUCAUUCUUUAAUGUAAAUUAUUAAGGAAUCAUUUGGUGCCUGUACCAGAUCUGUGUUCUUAUAUUCACAUGAUGUAUCGUGGUUUUCUUUUUGUGUUUAUAGAGCUAAACUACAGUUAGUUGACCAAACUUUAGGCGAAUCAAGAAGGUACACGAGCGGUUUACUCUUUUUUUUUUAGGGGGAGUGUAUAUAAAGGUGUUCUUCAAUAUGUUCAUUGCUUGUGGCGGCAACUUGUAGAAGUUGGGAUUCCAAGACGUAUACGGAGGUGUAACAGAGGGUAGAGUAAAGUUUAGUAGGCUUUGCUGUUUGGGUGGUUGGGGAUAGCAGCCAAAUUUCACUAUUAUUAACUGAACUGGUUAUUCCUAAUUUAUGGUCCUGUUGUCUUGGGCUGGAGCUUCCUGUUGCCAUUCUAGAUAUUCGCAGGUUUUCUGCUCCAUGGGUCCCUUGUUUUUGAAGUGCAACCAUCAUAAGAUUUGAACUCCAGUGUGAUCCUCAAAGAUCUGAGUUAUUACAAUAUGGGCAGCAAUAAGACCAUUGUUUGGUUUAGGAGGGAUCUUAGAAUUGAGGACAAUCCUGCAUUGGCUGCUUCAGCCAGGGAUGGUAGUGUAUUUCCGAUCUUCAUAUGGUGUCCUCAAGAAGAAGGACAAUUCUACCCAGGUAGAGUAUCGAGGUGGUGGCUGAAGCAGUCUCUUGCCCACUUGGGACACUCCCUGAAAUCUCUUGGGGCUGAACUUGUCUUGAUCAAAACCCAUAGUACUCUCGCUGCUCUUUUGGAUUGCAUCAAUGCUAUUGGAGCAACAAGAGUUGUAUUCAAUCAUCUCUAUGAUCCAGUAUCUCUUGUUCGUGAUCACAGCAUCAAAGAAAAACUGGUGGAGCUUGGCAUUUCUGUGCAAAGCUAUAAUGGGGAUUUGUUGUAUGAACCAUGGGAAAUAUAUAAUGGAAGUGGACAAGCUUUUACGACAUUUGACUCGUAUUGGGACAAGUGCUUGCACAUGCAAAUGGAACCUGUUUCACAUCUUCCUCCAUGGCGAUUACUGGCAACUGCAGGAAAAGUUGAGAAAUGCUCAGUUGAGGAAUUAAAUCUUGAAGAUGAAACAGAAAAAUCUAGCAAUUCCUUACUAGGAAGGGGAUGGUCACCAGGUUGGAGCAAUGCUGACAAGGCACUGGCUGAAUUUGUUGAACAUCAUCUAAUUGACUACUCAAAGAAUAGGCUAAAGGUUGGUGUGAACUCCAGCUCACUUUUGUCCCCAUAUCUUCAUUUUGGAGAACUGAGUGUGAGGAAAGUUUUCCAAUGUGUGCGAAUGAAACAGUUGCUGUGGGCAAAAGAAGGGAACUCAAUAGGGAAAGAAAGCGUGACUCUGUUUCUUAGAUCCAUUGGGCUAAGGGAAUAUUCCCGAUACCUUUGUUUUAACUUUCCAUUCACUCAUGAGAGAUCAUUGCUGAGCAACUUAAAGUACUUUCCCUGGGAUGUCAACCAGGCCCAUUUUAAGGCUUGGAGACAGGGACGAACUGGUUAUCCCCUAGUUGAUGCAGGAAUGCGUGAGCUUUGGGCAACUGGUUGGAUACAUAAUAGAAUUAGAGUGAUUGUGUCAAGUUUUGCUGUAAAAGUUUUGCUUCUUCCAUGGAGAUGGGGGAUGAAGUAUUUUUGGGACACACUUUUGGAUGCAGACUUGGAAAGUGACAUCCUUGGUUGGCAGUACAUAUCUGGAAGCUUACCUGAUGGCCAUGAGCUUGAACGUUUGGAUAGUCCAGAGAUUCAAGGCUCAAAAUUUGACCCAGAGGGUGAAUAUGUGAGACACUGGCUGCCUGAGCUUGCCAGAAUGCCAACUGAAUGGAUCCAUCAUCCUUGGGACGCACCUCUUACUGUGCUUAAAGCUGCAGGGGUGGAAUUGGGACAAAACUACCCAAAACCUAUAAUUGAAUUAGAUUUAGCCAGAGAACGUCUGACUGAAGCCAUAUUCAAGAUGUGGGAAAUGGAAGCAGCUGCAAGGGCUUCAAUUUCAGGUGGAACAAGUGAAGUUGUUGUUGAUAACACUGAUGGUAAUGAAAAUUUGGCCAUUCCAAAGGCUAUGUUAAAAGAAAAGGCUCCUUGUCCCACCAUUUCAUCUAAUGAUCAGAAGGUACCAACAAUUCAAAAUCCCAAGAACAGUCCAGCUCAUAAGAAGAGAUCAAAGUAUGUGGAAGAGGAAAGACCACAUCGAGAUAAACUGCAUAAAGUUAAUGGCAUAGAAGGCACCUCUAGAACAGAUGAAGACUUAUGCUCUACUGCUGAAUCUUCAGCAUCUAAGAAGCAGACAACCAGCAGGUUUUCGUUUUCUGUUCCCCAGUAUUGUCCCUCAUCAGAAAGCCAGCCCUUGCAUGAGUGUGAAUCAUCUGACCUUAAGCAGCCAUUGCAAGUACAGACUGACAGGGUAUACAGUUCAAGCGAAGAUGAUGCUAUGGGAACUUAAUGCCUACAUCGAUCUCAAGCUGGCGGGAUACCAUAUUUUUUAUCUGACAAGGAGAGCCGUUUGUGAAAUGUUCUAUAAUUUUUACAGUAGUGUCAUUUGACAUAACUAUUAAGAGUGCAUGUUCUAUGGUUAAUAUGUCUGCUUCUUGGCUGAUUGCAUCUCCUUGGGGAGCUAAGUUGUAGAGAACAGGCUCAAGACAUUUGGCCCAGUUUUUGGCUAUGUAUUAUAUUCUGUGUGGAUGUGUUUAUAUAUAUGUACACACACAUAUUUUCUACUGUAGUUUCAUAUUAUUGUAGUAAAUGAAGCAAGCACCUUUCAUAUGUCUAAA
Molecule: messenger RNA, 3054 nt
Organism: Hevea brasiliensis (rubber tree)
Lineage: Eukaryota; Viridiplantae; Streptophyta; Magnoliopsida; Malpighiales; Euphorbiaceae
Product: cryptochrome-1
Exons: 6
Coding region: 792-2726 (644 amino acids)
Biological process (GO): entrainment of circadian clock by photoperiod; blue light signaling pathway; circadian regulation of gene expression
Cellular component (GO): cytoplasm; nucleus
Molecular function (GO): DNA binding; FAD binding; blue light photoreceptor activity
Source: RefSeq, a predicted model, not a curated record